AUGUCUAUAGAUAAACCAACACCGAUCCGAUCGGACACAAGUAUAACAGAAACACCUACAAGUUCGACAUCCACACUUGCAGGAGGAGAAGGAGGAGAGAAUUGCGAUACUCAUAUGAGCAUGUCAAAAGGUAAAGAAUGUGAUUUGCCGGAUGUGCGACCUAGGGAUUAUGGGGUUGGUCAGAAGGAAGUUGAUGUUGAGGCUGGACUUUCAAGAUCACCUUCUAUCCAAAUAAUCCGAUCUCCAUCUCAACAAGUCAAUACGGAUAAAAACCAGAACCAGAACAAAAGUGAAAAUGAAAAUGAAAACGAAAAGCAAAUCAUAGAGACUCAGGAAGAAGAAGAGAUAGAGAUGAUUGAUGGUAGACCUAAAGAUAUAUAUGAUCGAUUCACGAAAUCACAGAAGAAUCGAAUAUUGUUCAUUGUCAGCUAUUCAGCCAUUAUCGCUCCAAUGACUUCUUCCAUAUUCUUGCCUUCCAUUCCUCAGAUGUCCGAGCAACUCCACACUUCCCCCGAAGUAAUCAACUACACCGUAGCGAUAUUCAUCCUAGUCAUAGGGAUAGCACCUGUCUUUUGGUCACCUUACGCAGGGUUUUACGGUAGAAGACCGGUCUAUCUCGCUUCGAUGCCAAUCAUGGUGGUUUCUAGUAUUGGAGUCGCGUUAAGUAAGAAUGUUGGGGGAGUGACGGCUGCAAGAGUUAUUCAAGGGAUAGGUAGUUCAUGUUUCCUCGCGGUUGGAGCGGGAAGUAUAGGAGAUAUCUUUAGACCUACGGAGAGAAGUAGGGGUAUGUCAGCGUUUUAUAUGGUCACUCUCUUAGGUCCAGCUCUCUCUCCAGCCAUAGCAGGGAUAUUCACAGAAUAUACUCCAGCAGGAUGGCGAUCAUGUCAAUAUUUCCUUGCUGGCUGUGGGGCUUUGUCGAUCUUCCUCGUGUUCUUCUUCUUACCUGAGACUUCCCAUCCGCCUUUACCCCAUGAUACACUCAGACAACAAAACGGCAAGAAAUUCAUCUGGUAUUUCUGCAAUCCCCUGACUUCGCUGGGAUUAUUGAGAUGGCCUAAUAUCCUUAUCGCUACGUUCAUAUCAAGUUGCGGUAUGAUUGACACUUAUUGCGUUUUGGUACCUCUUUCAUCCGUUUUUAAGGAAAGAUAUCAUAUCAACAACCUGGCAAUUGGAGGAUGUCUAUACCUAGCUAAUGGAGCAGGUAAUAUCCUAGGUUCGAAGAUUAUUGGACCAUGGGCCGAUGCGAUAGUGAUCAAGUACAUUGCUAAAAGGGGAUACAGAAGACCUGAAGAUAGGUUGAAAUCUGCUUUAUUCGGUAUAGGCGUCAUUAUGCCUUUAUCGAAUUUGGCUUAUGGCUGGUUGUUACAAUAUGGAGUCGGUGGAAUCGCUGCUCCACUCGUCAUGGUUUUCUUAAAUGGUUUAGCGUUGAUGUUUGGUUUCGCACCAUUGAAUACUUAUCUGGUAGAUGCCAUGCAAACUAGAAGUGCAGAAGUGAUCGCUGUGAACAAUUGUAUCCGAUAUAUAUUUGCGGCGGCAGCUUCAGCUUGUAUACUGCCUAUUGCCAAUUCCAUAGGAUGGGGAUGGACAAUGACGAUAUGUGCAAUCUUAACUUGGGUAGCAGCACUUGCAUUAUAUUUGUUGUACAGAUAUGGGGAUAGAUGGCGUGAAAAAGCUAAUAUGAAAUAUGGAAUAACCUCAAGAGAGGCUGAUGAAGAGAGAGUGGAAAGUGGAAAAGAUGAAGAAUCGGCUGUACGGGAACAUGAGCAAGGUCAAAGUGUGAUCGAGCGAAAGGACACACCCACUGCUCCAGCAGAAGAGAUAGGAACCGACACGGUACAGAACCACAAUCAAGAGGAAAAAGUAGGAGAGAAAAUUGCCAGACCGAACAAAUCGAGUGGUAUCAGGAGGACUAGAACGAAUACCAAUGAUUUACCUAAUGUCGAGCAGGUCUUGAAGAGGACAGUAUCGUUAAGUGGACAGAGUGUACAUGGUGGUGGGUAG
Kwoniella mangroviensis CBS 8507 is the source of this 2001-nucleotide messenger RNA. RefSeq lists its product as uncharacterized. Gene Ontology annotation, molecular function: transmembrane transporter activity. The transcript has 11 exons. Gene Ontology annotation, cellular component: plasma membrane. The record is from RefSeq and is a predicted model, not a curated record. Lineage: Eukaryota; Fungi; Basidiomycota; Tremellomycetes; Tremellales; Cryptococcaceae. Bases 1 to 2001 code for a protein of 666 amino acids. Gene Ontology annotation, biological process: transmembrane transport.